AUGCAUCCAUACUUUCAUGUGCGAGACGAACUAUCCGUCCAAGAUGGUAUUGUGUACCGUGGAACCCGUUGUGUCAUACCGAAAGCAUUACGCGCUGAGGUUAUGGGAAAGCUUCAUCAAUCACAUAUCGGAGCUGAAGGAUGCCUUCGUAGAGCUCGAGAGUGUGUAUACUGGCCGAACAUGAACUCUGAGAUCAAAGAUCUUGUAUCAAAGUGUGAAACGUGCCGAACUUAUGAGCCAUCACAGCAAAAAGAAACUCUCAUCUCACAUGAGAUUCCAAACCGCCCGUGGUCUGUUGUAGGAGUAGAUCUCUUCCAAUCACCUGUAAGUGAUGACCAAUACCUCAUCUCAGUAGACUACUACAGCAAUUUCUUCGAAAUUGUAAGGCUGGAGUCUACCACCUCAGCUACCGAUAUCAGCAAGUUAAAACAGCAUUUUGCUAGACACGGAAUUCCUGACAAAGUUAUCAGUGAUAAUGGUCCUCAAUUUACCUCCCAGCAAUUUGAAAACUUCAAAGUCAAGUGGGAAUUCGACCAUAAAACAUCCAGUCCGGCAUAUCCUAAGUCGAAUGGAAAAGCGGAAAAUGCCGUAAAAUCUGCAAAGCAGCUUAUGAGAAAAGCAAAGCACAGUGGACAAGACCCAUGGCUUGCGGUACUUGACUUCAGAAAUACGCCAACACAAGGAAUCGGAGAAAGUCCAAGCCAGCGUCUAAUGAACCGUAGAACAAAAACAUUGAUGCCACAGAAAGAAACAUUGCUAUCACCAUGUGGUAAGAAAGAUAACAUCAAGAAAAUGAGGAAGGAAAAGGACAGACAAGCUCGCUAUUACAACCGCACAGCAAAAGAUUUGCGAGAGUUACAUCAUGGUGACACAGUGCGCAUGAAGCCAACACAACUAAGGGAAAAGGAGUGGAAGAAAGGCACAAUCAUAGGUAAAGAGGGAAUAAGAUCGUACAAGGUACAAACACAAGACGGUACCUUUAGGAGAAACCGCUCUCACCUGAAGGCCACGAGUGAGAAACCAAAUGACUUUAGCGUUAUUCCUGACUACACAACUCCGAAAGAACAAUCAGGUGAUAAUUCCAGACAGACUGCGCCGAGUGGGAACUGCCCGAGACCUAGUUCCGAAACCACUGAAAGUGAUCGAUCCCUACCGGACAAACCGUUAGUCGUUCCGAGCGGAGAUGUGCCACUGAAGCCCGAUGAACCGCGAACCACUCGUUCUGGACGCAUUGUUAAGACGUCACAAUACUUAGAGAACUAUGUGCAUGCUGUGUAUUAUGUGUAA
Saccostrea cuccullata (small rock oyster) is the source of this 1287-nucleotide messenger RNA. RefSeq lists its product as uncharacterized. The coding region runs from base 1 to 1287 and encodes 428 amino acids. The transcript has a single exon. Gene Ontology annotation, molecular function: nucleic acid binding. The record is from RefSeq and is a predicted model, not a curated record. Gene Ontology annotation, biological process: DNA integration. NCBI's taxonomy places the organism in Eukaryota, Metazoa, Mollusca, Bivalvia, Ostreida, Ostreidae.